This is a messenger RNA of Nanorana parkeri, 2698 nucleotides long. It is a transcript of the gene DGKB, whose product is annotated as diacylglycerol kinase beta. The transcript is spliced from 28 exons. Gene Ontology annotation, biological process: intracellular signal transduction; lipid phosphorylation; diacylglycerol metabolic process. Gene Ontology annotation, cellular component: plasma membrane. Bases 246 to 2669 code for a protein of 807 amino acids. The record is from RefSeq and is a predicted model, not a curated record. Gene Ontology annotation, molecular function: ATP-dependent diacylglycerol kinase activity; calcium ion binding. Lineage: Eukaryota; Metazoa; Chordata; Amphibia; Anura; Dicroglossidae.
AAACUGUCGUCCGUCCGGUGCAGGCACCCGUCUUGACACUUUAAUGAGAUCCAACGCCGACGAUCGGAGCUGGUCGCUAACAGCUACAGAGUUUUGAACGCACAAUGACUUCAGAGAGGAUUUCAUCUCUAUAAUUAUCCCUUCACUGCGGACUGAAGGCUCUGGGGGGGAAAUUGGAAGAAAAUUAUAUCAAUUAUUGCUUCCUUCCGACUGUCACACUCGUCCGCUCGGCAGCCGGAGCCUGUAUGACCAUAAUGAUGAACCAGGAAAAGUGGGUCAAUCUCAGCCCCGCAGAAUUCGCUCAACUUCAAAAGUAUGCAGAAUAUUCCACAAAGAAGCUGAAAGACGUCUUGGAAGAAUUUCAUGGCGAUGGCGUGCUGGCAAGAUAUAAUCCAGAAGAGAAGCAAGACAUCCUGAAACAAACAAUUGACUUUGAAGGUUUCCAGCUGUUUAUGAAAACGUUCCUGGAAGUCGAGUUACCGGACGAAUUCUGCAAACACCUCUUCAUGUCAUUUGGGAACAGAUUCCAGACUCCCAGCCCGUCGAUGCAGAGCAAGUCUCAGCUUCUCUCCGGGGGUCUUCGAAUGAAUUACAGAAGUAACAGUUCGUCUCGAUCUUCGUCCCCGGUGUCUCUGCGUCCACCAGACAUGAUUCAGCUGAAAGAUAUCGUUUGUUACUUAUCACUGCUGGAGAGAGGAAGGCCGGAGGACAAGCUUGAGUUUAUGUUUCGACUGUACGACACAGAUGGGAACGGAUUCCUGGACAGCACGGAGUUAGAAUGUAUAAUCUCCCAGAUGAUGCAUGUGGCUGAAUAUUUGGAAUGGGACAUCACGGAGCUCAGCCCGAUUCUCCAUGAAAUGAUGGAGGAGAUUGAUUAUGACCAUGAUGGUACGGUAUCCCUGGAAGAGUGGAUUCAAGGAGGAAUGACUACAAUUCCUCUUCUCGUUCUGCUUGGCUUAGAAAAUAAUGUGAAAGACGAUGGGCAACAUGUGUGGAGGCUGAAGCACUUUAACAAACCUGCUUACUGCAAUCUCUGCCUGAACAUGUUGAUCGGCUUGGGAAAGCAAGGACUCUGCUGUUCAUUUUGCAAAUAUACUGCCCAUGAACGUUGUGUUUCAAGAGCACCCCCAUCUUGCAUUAAAACCUACGUCAAGUCAAAGAAGAACACAACUGUCAUGCACCAUUUUUGGGUGGAAGGAAACUGCCCGACCAAAUGUGAAAAGUGUCACAAAGCCAUUAAAUGUUAUCAAGGCCUCACCGGACUCCACUGCGUUUGGUGUCAAAUUACACUCCACAACAAAUGUGCGUCCCACCUGAAACCGGAAUGUGAGUGCGGACCCCUGAAGGAUCACAUCUUACCCCCCACAACCAUCUGCCCCGUGGUUCUGGAAACCCCUCCCACAGCCGGGGUUUCCACCCCCGAAGAGAGACAGUCAACAGUGAAGAAGGAGAAGAACUGUGCUCAACAGGGGAACAAAUCGGGUGAAAGGACGAAGAUGCAGAGAGCGAACUCGGUCACCGUAGAUGGACAAGGUCUUCAGAUCACUCCGGUUCCAGGAACACACCCAUUAUUAGUUUUCGUAAAUCCAAAGAGCGGUGGGAAACAAGGCGAAAGGAUACAUAGGAAAUUUCAGUACCUUUUAAAUCCAAGACAGGUUUAUAGUCUUGCUGGGAUUGGACCGAUGCCAGGGCUGAACUUCUUUCGCGAUGUUCCGGAUUUCAGGGUUCUUGCUUGCGGUGGUGACGGAACAGUCGGUUGGAUUCUUGAUUGUAUAGAUAAAGCCAAUUUGGUAAAGCAGCCCCCAGUGGCAAUCCUACCUCUCGGGACCGGCAAUGAUUUGGCAAGAUGCUUGAGGUGGGGAGGAGGUUAUGAGGGUGAGAACCUUCUGAAGUCUCUUAAAGACAUAGAGAACGGGACAGUCAUUCUGCUGGAUCGAUGGAAGGUUGAUGUAAUCCCAAAUGACAAAGAUGAAAAAGGAGACCCAGUGCCUUACUCCAUCAUAAACAAUUACUUUUCUAUUGGAGUGGAUGCGUCAAUAGCUCACAGAUUUCACAUGAUGCGUGAAAAACAUCCAGAAAAGUUCAACAGUAGAAUGAAGAAUAAAUUUUGGUACUUCGAGUUUGGUACGUCUGAAACCUUCUCUGCAACAUGCAAGAAACUGCAUGAAGCAAUUGAGAUAGAGUGUGAUGGCAUUCAGAUGGACCUGGGCAACAUCUCCCUUGAAGGCAUUGCUCUUCUCAACAUUCCGAGCAUGCAUGGCGGCUCAAAUCUUUGGGGGGAGACCAAGAAAAGGCGGAGUAAUCGAAGGUUAGAGAAGAAGAAUCUUGACAAAAGGACCACAGUCACUGAUGUGAAAGAGCUGAAAUUUUCAGCACAAGAUCUGAGUGAUCAGCUGCUGGAAGUGGUGGGAUUGGAAGGUGCGAUGGAGAUGGGUCAGAUCUACACAGGGCUGAAGAGUGCCGGAAGAAGACUUGCACAGUGCUCAUCUGUGGUUAUACGGACCAGCAAGUCACUUCCCAUGCAAAUAGAUGGAGAACCUUGGAUGCAGACACCAUGCACAAUCAAGAUUACUCACAAAAACCAAGCCCCCAUGCUGAUGGGACCUCCCCCGAGGAACAGCCUCUUGACCUCCUUCAUCAAAGGAACAAUGAACAGGAACAAAGAAUGAAUAUUUGCUAAAACUUGUACACAUUAAUU